AUGAAACAAUUGGUGUCGUGCCUGUUGGCGCUGGCACUCCCGGUCCUGCUGGGACUGGGCGUGGUGAGCGCCCAGGAGAACGUCCUCACACGGGUCGCGCCAUCCAUGAUGGAGUGCUACGAGGACCCGGCCACCUUCGAGCGCGACAAUCGGCUCCCGAUGACAAUGAAUAUGCUGAUCGAACUGGUGCGUAAGGUCGAGGACACGCCCGGCUUUCAGCAGGACAUUCGCCAGCUGUCCAUCAGCAUCCUGCACCGUUUCCGCCAGGAUGGAAUCGUGCGGGCGACAGGUGUGACCAACAUGCCCGGAGUGAUCCCGUUCAGUCCGGCCGAGUUCCAGUUCACCAAGCAUCGGGUGCUGUUCUCGCGCCUGCUACCUGGUAACGCGGUCAACUUCCCCAACGCAACUCUCAGCACUGCCGAGCGGUGCGCACUGCACUUUAUGCUUUCCAACUCGAUCGACCGACGAGUGCGAGGCGAUGAGAAUAUCCGCUGUUCGCAACUCUCCCAGUACCGGGCAGCCCGCAUACCGCGCGAGGUGGACUUCAAGGACCGCAGCAAGCUGCGUACGAACUAUCUGGGCGAUAACGAGAUGCUGGCGCAGCCGGAAAUGGACCGCAUCCGCAAGCAGAUCAAAAAGUUCAAGAAGUCCGCACGGCUCGAGAUGGACCCAGACGGGGAGGAACUGGCGGACGGAGAGGAACCACAGGAGGCACCCGAAGUGGAGGGAAGGGCGGAUCCGGAGGAUGCCCCAGAAAUUGAUGCUGCCGCAGCCGAAGAGGAAGCGGGAGAACCACUGGAGGAGGACGGAGCGGCCGGUGAACUGGGCGACGUGUCGCUGGUGGACAUCGCCUCGAACGCGAUCAGUGCGUGUCCGGUGGAGAACGGAGUGGUGUACACGCCUUGGGGCUCCGUCAUGGCUGGCACGGUAAUGGCUGGAAUUGCGGCUGGUCUAGAACCGCAAACGGUGCAGCUGCGUGACCUCGUAGCCCCCCGAGCAGGCGAGUACCGUAGUCGUCAGCAGGCACAACCGAUGCGCGUCGACAACCGGUGGGCAGCGACUCUGGCUGGGGACCUAGCCGAGGUAAGCCUGCUGCAUGUACCCUCGCAGGCGAACAAUGUGCAGGUGGGAGCGGCCGGUGCCUGGAACCGUACCGUUGCUCCACGCUGGUACUUCCUGAGCCAACGUGAACACCUGCAGAUGACUGACACGGAGAUCCGGGCCGGUAUCGACGGUCUGCUGCUGGCGACCAACGUCGCUGAAUGGCGUAGUCGAGCGAAUGGACUUAGGCUUAGUCAGCUGUUGGAUAUGUACUACUCGCACCGAGGUGUCUUCAACGAUACGGUGCGGUCCUGCAACCGACGGGAUCUAUUCACGACCGUGGCACCAAUGCAGCAGAUGCGCGAUCAGACGGUCGCCUUCAGUACCGUGUUGGAUAAGGAGAUGCAGAUGCCGUUCACUGUCACCCAGUCGGCGAUCGUCAACUUUGCUGAUCGCUCCACCGAUGCACUUGCCAACUACAUUCCAACGGCGUUGAAUGACCUCUCCUGCGACGCUACGGCAAUCGUCAUGAACGAUCCCACCGUUUGGCGAACGGCUUCUGAUCUUUACAUCUUCGUCGAUGCCGCAUGGCCCUACCGAGAUGCGUACUCUGUCGUUUCUCACAUCCUUGACUCGGUUGACGUAGGACGAUUUGGCACGACAUACACCAUACUGAAUGCCCGCGAUGGAAGCGUUGUAGUAAACACUACCCAGUUUCUUGCGGACUUCCAUUUGACCUACACACCCCAGCUGCACGAGUCAUUGCCCACGGGUUUCAACCUGCCGAAUGUGUUCCGCCGCUUGCGCAACGAAACCAACACGCUGAUGAGCGAGGAACGGCGCAACAACAGCCUUAGUGGACGUUCCAAGAUCGCCCUUACGAUCGUACACAUGGACCGGGUCAGCGAGGGAGACACGAACUUUGCCAUCCAGCAUCUUCAGAUCUUCCGCGAGGAGGUUCCGGACCUACGCUUCCUCUACCUUGCGGCCGGCGAUCAAGGUCGGUUCAACCGAUUCGUGCGCGACGAACGCCGUGACGUGUUCGCACUGCGUGAGCUAGAUUCUGGUGCCGUUAUCGACACGGUCCGGGUGCAGCUCAAUCCGGUCAUUAUUCGGAUACUGGAGGAGCCCAGACGGGUGGUUAAUCCUCGAUGCGGACACGACUGGAACCAAGAGAACUGGGGCUCGAACUCCAUGAACCAGUUCGUGGAGCCGCGUGGAGUCAACUUCUACCGGCUUCAUCCAAACUACUUCUUCCGGGAGGGUAACAACCGCCGGCUACGCAUUCAGGGACACGGUUUUGCCACACUCACUGUCUGCCACUCGCGAUGGGUCGAGCGUCCAAGGCUCAACACCACCGAAAACCGAGACUCGAUCCAGUGUCGCACCAUCAACACGGAUGCCGUCGAUAUCGACCUCUCGAACGCGUGCAAUGGCCACUCGGUCAUCGGCACCUGUCCGCCGCUGUUCGUAUCCGUCGAAGGACCCCAGACUCCUCCGGCGAUUAUACGCUGUUCUGAGCCGGAAUGCCGCUUCCCGGAUAAUGCCCGGUUCGCGCUGGUCCUGGACAAUAUGGGAUGCUUCAGUGGAGCCAGCAGGACAGUGAGCUCGCUGCUGAUGGCCACCUUGGCCGCACUGCUGUUGCGUUUGUUUAAGUAAUCCUAGGCUUCGAGUAUUCACGGGACGCCUCGGGUGUCUUCCACCGUUUUCUGUUCUCCUGCUUAAUAGUACUAAGUGCUUCCUGACACAUUUUCCCCGUUCAUAGCUAUCCUCCAAUGAAAUGACAACUUAGUGUCUAAACUGACCAGAGCGUACUUUUGACGUGCAGUGAAGUAGAAUCAAUAAUCCGAUAAGAUGACUAA
This is a messenger RNA of Anopheles coustani, 2903 nucleotides long. RefSeq lists its product as uncharacterized. The record is from RefSeq and is a predicted model, not a curated record. Bases 1 to 2700 code for a protein of 899 amino acids. Lineage: Eukaryota; Metazoa; Arthropoda; Insecta; Diptera; Culicidae. The transcript has 6 exons.